UGACAAGCCGACGACCUCGCCAUCCAACAACCAGCCAAGAUGCCUUCUCAAACCGUCAAGACUUCGGUCCCCACCAAGCAGGACAUCGUUCCUGAGACUCUCCUCAAGAAGAGAAAGUCCCAGGAGAAGGAGCGCGAGGCCCGCACCGCUGACCUCCAGAAGAAGCGCGCCGCCAACAAGGAGAAGCGCCAGGUCAUCUUCAAGCGCGCCGAGUCCUACAUCAAGGAGUACCGUGAUGCAGAGCGCGAGAAGAUCCGCCUCCAGCGUGUCGCCAAGCAGGAGGGUUCUUUCUACGUCCCUGCCCAGGCCAAGCUUGCCUUCGUUGUCCGCAUCAAGGGUAUCAACAAGAUUGACCCCAAGAAGCGCAAGACCCUCCAGCUCCUCCGUCUUCUCCAGAUCAACAACGGUGUCUUCGUCCGUCUGACCAAGGCCACCAUUGAGAUGCUGAAGAUCGUCGAGCCCUUCGUCGCCUGGGGUUACCCCAACCUCAAGACUGUCCGUGAGCUCGUCUACAAGCGUGGUUACGGUAAGGUCAACAAGCAGCGCAUCGCUCUUUCCGACAACGCCAUCGUUGAGGAGAACCUCGGCCAGUACGGCAUCGUCUGCAUGGAGGAUCUCAUCCACGAGAUCUUCACUGUUGGCCCCAACUUCAAGCAGGCCUCCAACUUCCUCUGGCCCUUCAAGCUCUCCAACCCUCUCGGCGGCUUCCACAAGCGCAAGUUCAACCAUUUCAUCGAGGGUGGUGACCUUGGCAACCGCGAGGAGCAGAUCUCUGCCCUCGUUGCCCGCAUGAACUAAGCAUUUGCUUGACACAAAAACUGGUUGAUUCUUGGGUGGAGCAUGGCGCAAACGGAAAGGCAUUGUAUUCGGACUUUAUGACGACCCACGGGCCCUGCAUCACAGGUAGAAUGCAGCUCAUGGCAAAAGCUCUCAAAACGUUCAAUGUCUUUUCCCAC
This is a messenger RNA of Aureobasidium pullulans EXF-150, 956 nucleotides long. Its product is annotated as 60S ribosomal protein L7. Gene Ontology annotation, cellular component: cytosolic large ribosomal subunit. Gene Ontology annotation, biological process: maturation of LSU-rRNA from tricistronic rRNA transcript (SSU-rRNA, 5.8S rRNA, LSU-rRNA). NCBI's taxonomy places the organism in Eukaryota, Fungi, Ascomycota, Dothideomycetes, Dothideales, Saccotheciaceae. The transcript is spliced from 5 exons. Gene Ontology annotation, molecular function: structural constituent of ribosome; RNA binding. The coding region runs from base 40 to 798 and encodes 252 amino acids. The record is from RefSeq and is a predicted model, not a curated record.